Messenger RNA from Oldenlandia corymbosa var. corymbosa, 4358 nucleotides. The record is from the annotation of a GenBank genome assembly. NCBI's taxonomy places the organism in Eukaryota, Viridiplantae, Streptophyta, Magnoliopsida, Gentianales, Rubiaceae.
AGGCAACUACUACCAAUGUUUCAACCUUUCUAUGUGCUUAAAAGAGAGAGGGUUGAGUGAGACGCCGCGGGUGGGUGGUCAAGUUGGGACUAUUUGGCGCUACAUUCCUCCAUGAAAUUACAGGUGAAAUUGAUGUCCAUUAACUCAGAGCCUAGCUUGCUAGCUACCUUGUACCUUACUUGAGUAAACAAGAAAUUUUUCUUUGGUUCUUCUGUUGUCGACUAUGAAUACAUUAGAUAGAGUGAACAAUGAAUUAUAUAAUCCAACCCAAUCCAAGAAACUAUAGGCAAGAAAACCUCCAUUUCCUCCUACCUUAGCAAGCAACAUUAUUUGUUCUUUUCUUUUCUUUAUGAUGAUGUUUGGGGUAAGAAGAAGAAGAGUAAUGAACCAAUUUGGCGGUUGAUGAUCGAUGCUAGCAGAAGGGAUGAUAUGCGAGAAGGGUUUUGUUCCAUGAUUAAGUUGAGCUGAUGAGAGUACAUCCGUGGCACCUUUUGUCCGCUCUCCUGCAAAGACUUCCAACAUUAAGAUUUUGCAUUCUAUUACUUUCUCCGUCCCAAAAUGUAUACCAUGUUUAGAUUUUUAUUUUUAGUACAAGUUGUACAAGAAAUAAAAACUCCAACUGGAUAAUCAUUUCGAGACGGAGAGAGUAAGUCAUUACUCAAUGAUGCAAAAAUUAUUAGAGAUGUUGGGGGUCUUUGGGGAGAACACACAAAGUUUGUCAUGCUGCUUCCGUUGAACCAAGGAUUUGUAUAUGCUAAAUGUUUCACUAUAUCGUUCUAAUUUCAUGGGAUUUUACUAGACUUGCAAAAUAUUUGAAUCAAAUGAACAAGCAUAAAUAAGGGGGGGUAUGAAGUGAAAUAUUUUAGGUGCGAGGGUUUUCAGUCUCAAUUUCCGUUUUCUAAAAAAACACCAAAAAAAAAAAACAAAAACAAAAACAAAAACAAAAACAAAACAAAUAUUCAUGGCCUGCAGUAACGUAGGGAUCUUAUCCAUGAAUCUACUUGAUUUUUCUUUUUCUUUUUUUUUCUUUUCAUCCCUUAUCAAAUUUGAUCAUUCUCCAUGGGUAGUUCGUUCAGUCUCCCUCAGUUAUCUUCAAACUUUGAAGUGCAAUGAAUGAAUUGAGUGUGCAAUUUUUUUGUUGUUGAUACUUCAUUUCAGUUCCCAUGGAAGCAAUCACUUUCUUGCAGUACUUCAAACCAUCAGCAACGUCAUCAUUUCUUCAACAAUUUCCAGCAUCAUCAUUGUCCAAUAAAAAGUUGCUGAAUUUCAGCAGCAUAUCAAGUUCUAUUGCAGAGGUCGAUGUUGCAUUCUUCAGCCAUUCUAAUUACAACGGUGAUAGACCUGAUGGUUAUGGUGACUCGGGAAAGCAAGAGCUGAAUUCACUUGGUGUAGUCAAAGCAGGGCAUGCCCAGAUCAUAAAAAUGUCCAAGGAGUGGACAUCAGAUGACAAAAUCCAAUCUUUGAUCGUUUCUUACUUGGAAUUUGGAGAUUUCUAUUCUGCUUCUGGGCUGUUCUUGUUGGACUAUGCCCAGAAUUAUCUCUGUUGGAACUCAUUCCUGGAUGAAUUCAGCGCUUUUGGUGGGGACCCUUUUGAGAUUCUCAAGGUUUUUGGUGAUCUGAGUAAUAAAGGAGUGAAAUUUGACAGCAAAAUCCUCACUUUGCUUCUUAAAAUUUGUGGGAAUUUGAUGGAUGAUUCUUGGUUGGGCUGCGCGGUUCAUGCUUGUGUUAUUAAGAGAGGCUUGGACUUAGAUGUCCAUGUAAAAUGUGCAAUGAUGAACUUCUAUGGAAAAUGUUGGGGCACAGAGAUAGCUAAUCAAGCCUUCUUUGAAACAUCAAAUCCUGAUUCUUUGUUAUGGAAUGAAGCUGUUUUGGUAAACUUAAGAAAUGAGGAAUGGGCUCAAGGUUUGAAACUGUUUGGUGAAAUGCAGCAUUCGUUUCUAAGCUGCACUACCAAAAGCAAGAAAGUUAACACAUUUGUGGUUGCUAAAGUUUUGCAUGCUUGUGCAAAAUUGGGAGCCAUUCAUGAAGGAAAACAGAUUCAUGGGUACGUUAUACGUAAUUUGCUGCAAUCUUCUUCAAAUGCAUUUAUUAGCAAUUCGCUGAUUAACAUGUACAUGAAAUGUAAUGAGCCUGAAUUCGCAAGACUAGUUUUUGACUCAAUGAAUGAGCAUGAUUUGUCCUCAUGGAACUCAAUCAUAUCAGGUUAUAGUGCGCUCGGUAAUCUGAAUGAAGCAAUGAGGUUAUUUCGCGAUAUGCAGGAAGAUUCAGAAAUUAGGCCAGAUAUAGUUACCUGGAAUUGCAUUUUGUCAGGACAUUUUGCUUCAGGAUUUCAUCAAGAAGUUUUAAGAAUCCUUGAGAAGAUGCAAAUUGCAAGGUUUAGACCAAACACAGGCACGAUAACUGUUGCUCUUCAAGCAGUAUCUGAAUUAGGAUUGUUGAGGUUCGGAAAGGAAAUCCACUGCUUUCUCCUGAGAAAUGGCCUAGAGCAUGAUCUUCAUGUAGGUACUUCACUGCUUGACAUGUAUGUAAAGAAUGAUAAGUUAAUUAAUGCUCGGACCAUUUUUAACAAUAUGAUCAAUAGGAACAUUUUUGCAUGGAAUUGCAUGAUUUCUGGAUACGUUUCCAGGGGUUUUCUUGAUGAAGCAUUAGAUCUUUUGGUACACAUGAAAAAAGAAGGUCUUCAACCUGAUUUAGUCACUUACAAUACACUAGUUUCUGGAUACGCAAAUUCAGGUUUUGUUCAGGAAGCUUUGGCAACGAUUCAUCAGAUUGAACUUUCUGGUUUUACUCCUAAUGUCGUGUCAUGGACUGCUCUUAUAUCAGGCUGUACACAGAGUGGAUACUUUGAAGAUGCACUUAAGUAUUCCAUUGAGAUGCAAAAGGCAGGUCUGAAACCAAACUCGGCAACCCUUGCAAGUUUAUUGAGAGCCAGUUCAGGGCUCGCCCUUUUGCAGAAAGGUAAAGAGUUGCACAACAUUUGUAUUAGAAACGGUUUUUCUGAGGAUUUUUUUGUGGCGACAGCACUUAUUGACAUGUACUGCAAGUGUGGAAGCUUAAAGAGUGGCUACGACGUGUUCAGGAAGAUUGAGAUCAACAAAAGAUCUGUUUCCUGUUGGAAUUCCAUGAUUGGAGGACUGGCAAUGUAUAGUCGCAGGAGAGAGGCAAUUUUGCUCUUUCAUCAAAUGCUUGAAGCAAAUAUCAAGCCGGAUUCUAGGACAUUCACAGCUCUCCUCUCUGGCUGCAAAAAUUCUAGCCUCAUCGAUGAGGGAUGGAAAUAUUUCGAUAGUAUGAAGAUUCAUUAUGAUAUAACCCCUACCAUAGAGCAUUACUCUUGCAUGGUUGAUUUACUUGGAAAGGCCGGUUAUCUUGAUGAAGCAUGGGAUUUGAUUCAUAAAAUGCCAAUGAAGCCAGAUGCCUCAGUUUGGGGUGCAUUUUUAGCAUCCUGUCGAAGCCACAAAGAUUUAGAACUUGGAAAAAUUGCAGCAGAAAAGCUUUUCAAACUAGAACCCUAUAAUGCAGCUAACUAUGUGUUGCUUAUGAAUUUAUAUUCAGAUGUAAACAGGUGGAGUGAUGUGCAACGGAUCAAAGAUUUGAUGGAAGUUAAAGGGAUCAAAGUAGGCCCUGUGUGGAGCUGGAUCCGAGUCAAUAAAAUGGUUCAUGUAUUUUAUGCUGUAGGAAAGCCACAUCCAGAUGAAGGUGAGAUUCUUUUUGAGUUGUAUCAGCUGAUGUCAGAGAUGAAGAUGAGUCUGGGAUAUGUUCCAGCUACUGAAUGUGUGAUCCAAAACAUUGACGAGGAGGAAAAGAAGAAGAUUCUGCUUCGCCACACAGAAAAAUUGGCCAUCACGUACGGAUUAAUCCAUUCAAAAAAUAAUGCAACACCAGUGCGGGUGAUCAAGAACUCGAGAACCUGUGCAGACUGUCACACAGUGGCAAAAUUUAUGUCCAAAUUGAGAGGCCGAGAUAUCAUCCUCAGAGAUGGAAAAGGUUUUCAUCAUUUCUCCAACGGCCAAUGCUCAUGCAAUGAUUUUGGGUGAUGUUUGUUUUUACUCUGAUCCAACAAGCUGAGUUUCAGUGAAAACUCCUGGAGAAUCAAUAAAAUAGAGCAUGUUGCAGUAGGAAGAAAGUUAAUCCAGUAGGUAAAUGUUAAUGCUGCAGAUAGAAUAUGGCCAGAUAGGUAAGAUUUCAGAGCGUCCUGAUUCAAUUCGAGUAUCUAUCCUUUUCUUUUGGAGUUAGUAAUUUUUGUUCAUUAUUAUUCUUUGGUUGAAAUGUAUAAUGUUACACAUAGAUAAUGCAGCACACAUAGUGGUUCUUGAACAUCAUAAUUCUGUCUAAUGUACAAUGUAUACAGAAUAAUUCUC